AUGCGCAUGUCCCACUCGGGAGGAUGUCCAUGCCACAACUGUCAGAGCCUCAAGCAGCUGGGCAACUCGGCUGCACGUGCAGGACUUGGCCUCAUUGGCAAGCACAAUGCCCAGGGUGGCAGGUCGUAUGCUACCCCGGUGGAUUCGGCCUUGACGAAGGAGUAUGCGUUUGAGCUCGCUGCUUCCAACGUCAGGUAUGGAGAGGGAGUUACGAACGAAGUCGGCAUGGACUUUGCAAACCUUGGCGCAAAGAAGGUCGGCGUCUUCACAGACUCCACUGUGCGCGACCUCACACCCAUGAAGCAAGCCAUCGCCGCCCUCGACACUGCCGGUGUCAAGUACGAGAUCUACGAUCGCACGCGAGUAGAGCCCACCGACGUCUCUUUCGGGGAAGCCAUCGACUUUGCGAGGAAGCAGCAAUUUGACUCGUUCCUCGCCGUUGGAGGAGGGUCGGUGAUGGAUACUGCCAAGGUGGCUAACCUCUUCACGGCUUACCCUGAUGCGGACCUGUACGAAUUCACUAAUGCGCCCAUCGGAAGGGGUACGCCGGUGGGCAAGAAGCUUUCGCCGCUGAUUGCUGUUCCGACCACAGCAGGGACUGGCUCGGAGACUACUGGUACAAGUAUCUACGAUGACACGAAGACGCAGAGCAAGACCGGAAUUGCCUCACGAGCGAUGCGACCCCUGCUGGGCAUUAUUGACCCGCUCAAUACCGAGACAUGUCCAGUCAGCGUGCAUGUCAGUGCUGGACUAGACGUCCUUUUCCACAGUCUCGAGUCGUACACCGCCAUCCCCUACACAGAGCGAUCUCCCCGUCCCUCCAACCCUCUCGCUCGACCAGCUUACCAAGGGUCCAACCCAAUCUCGGACGUCUUCUCAAUGUGGGCACUGAAGCAGACCGUCAAGUACCUGCCUAGGGUGGCCAAGGAUCCGACUGAUAUGGAAGCCAGAGGACAGAUGCUGCUUGCUGCUACUUUUGCUGGAGUAGGGUUCGGUACGGCAGGGGUGCACCUCUGCCACGGCAUCUCCUACCCCAUUUCCGGCCUCAACAAGACUCGCGCCAAGUACAAGCACGCCGGCUACCAAGUCGACCACCCCAUUGUCCCGCACGGCGUCUCCGUCGCCCUCACCGGCCCUGCCGUAUUCGAAUUCACCGCCCCCUCCUCUCCCUCGCGCCACCGCGAGAUUGCCCAGGUCUUCAUGUCCGAGGCAGGAGAGGACACGAGUGCGAUUGCCCGCAUCCCAGAUGGGGAGAUUGGACAGGUGGUGUAUGACUGUAUUGCCAAGUUCUUGGUGGGGACACUGGGUAUGCCGAGGGGACUGAAGAGUAUUGGGUACAAGGACGAUGAUAUUGCGGCUUUGGUCAAGGGGACGAUUCCGCAGAGGAGAGUUCUGGACCUCGCUCCUGGCAUCGGUGACGUGCAGGGCGCUGAUGGUGCUCAACACCUGACUCAGGUCAUCGAGAGGUCCAUGGCCUACUGA
This is a messenger RNA of Microstroma glucosiphilum, 1482 nucleotides long. RefSeq names its product putative alcohol dehydrogenase. The record is from RefSeq and is a predicted model, not a curated record. Gene Ontology annotation, cellular component: mitochondrion. Gene Ontology annotation, molecular function: metal ion binding; alcohol dehydrogenase (NAD+) activity. NCBI's taxonomy places the organism in Eukaryota, Fungi, Basidiomycota, Exobasidiomycetes, Microstromatales, Microstromataceae. The coding region runs from base 1 to 1482 and encodes 493 amino acids. The transcript has 5 exons.